Molecule: messenger RNA, 2938 nt
Organism: Centropristis striata (black sea bass)
Lineage: Eukaryota; Metazoa; Chordata; Actinopteri; Perciformes; Serranidae
Gene: trnt1
Product: tRNA nucleotidyl transferase, CCA-adding, 1
Exons: 8
Coding region: 117-1400 (427 amino acids)
Biological process (GO): RNA processing
Molecular function (GO): RNA binding; nucleotidyltransferase activity
Source: RefSeq, a predicted model, not a curated record
AUUGGUCAGCAACCGCACGUUAUCCAAACACUUCCUGUAAAGCUUCAUGGCAGAGAAGGAUAACAAGAAGUGAUAACAACGUUGUCUGCUUGUAAACUAUUCUAUUUGAUUUGCAGAUGUGGAGCAGAAUACUGAGCCCUCGCGUGAUCAGUAGAACAACUUUCUGUUGGAGGAGUCUCUUCACUAUGCAGCUGAAGACCAGCGAGUUUCAGAGUCUGUUCACUGAUGGACUGAAUGGACUAGCAGCGUUGUUUGCGAAGCAACAGCAUGAGCUGAGGAUAGCUGGAGGCGCUGUACGGGACCUACUGUCUGGGAAGCGGCCUGAAGAUGUGGACUUUGCCACCACAGCCACUCCAGAGGAGAUGAAGAACAUGUUUGAAAAAGCUGGCAUCAGGAUGAUCAAUAGUAAAGGAGAGGAGCAUGGGACCAUUACAGCAAGACUACACAAUGAGACCUUUGAGGUGACCACAUUGCGGGUGGAUGUUCAGACAGACGGACGUCAUGCAGAGGUGGAAUUCACCACUGAUUGGCAGAAAGACGCUGAGCGGAGGGACCUCACCAUCAAUUCCAUGUUUUUAGGGCUUGAUGGCACAUUAUAUGACUAUUUCAAAGGAUAUGAAGACCUGAAGAACCGUAAGGUUCGGUUUGUUGGCAGUGCUGAACAAAGAAUCCAAGAGGACUACUUGAGAAUAUUGCGUUACUUCAGGUUCUACGGCAGGGUGGCCCUGGAGCCUGAUGAUCACGAGCCUGAGACGCUGACCGCUAUCAGGGAAAACGGCCGCGGGCUUGCAGCUAUAUCAGGAGAACGGAUAUGGAGGGAACUUAAGAAGCUGGUUGUUGAUAACCAUGCUGCCCAUCUACUGGAGCUGAUGUACACUCUGGAACUGGCCCAGUACAUAGGUUUACCUCCAGGUGGCAAUGUUGAGGAGAUGAAGCGAGUGUGGCAGAAUGCCAAAAACCACUCUCCCAAACCCAUGACCAUCCUGGUUGCUCUCUUCCACCACCCAGACGAGGUGGAAAAGAUGGACAUCCGAUUGAAGGUGUCCAAGGAGGAGAAGACUCUGGCUCAGUUCCUGGUCAAACACAGACAUGAGCUUCGCAUAAAUAAGGAUGAGCCGGACAGCCUUAAACCUUUCACUGACUUUAUCAUCGACAGUCGAAAGCUGGAUUCCCAGAGUCAAGUUUGUGAGCUGCUGAAGUAUCAAGGCGAAGACAAGCUGCUGGCAGAGCUCUGCAGAUGGUCCAUCCCUCGCUUCCCAGUCAGCGGUCACGAUCUGAGGAGGAUGGGGAUCACGUCAGGCACGGAGAUGGGUGCCACCUUACAGAAUCUCCGUGACAUCUGGAAGACAAGUCAUUAUCAGAUGGAUAAAGAUGAACUCCUCAGUCACGUAAAGCUUUAAAUGGGGAGAAAAAAUGAUUUAUUUUGUUCUUGUGUGAGUCAAACAAUAAUUGUCUGAAUACCUGAUUCAGUAAUUGUGCUGCUCACAGGAAUCGAUUGCGCAGACUGCUGGAUAUUGUUCAGAAACGACAAGACAAGAACAGAGACAUGUAUAGCUGCUGUUUAUUGCAAUUUAAUUCUGAAUCAGCAUGGUCAAGAGAACACACACCAUGUACUCUCAGCAUUACAGCUGCCACCAAUGUGUGCUGGACAAUGAUCCCUGAUUUCUCUGUAUGAGGUGUUACAGAGCUGUAGGCACAGUCCUGAGAUAAACAGCUCAGUUACUUCUUUCUAAAAAAAAACCUUAGUGGAAAGCAGAAGUUUCACUUUCUAUAAAGUCCAUGUGUAAUGCGUUAUAAACAUGUUGUAAUCUGCUAAUAGCACUGUAUUACUAGUUAUUAAUACUUUAUAAAUGUGUGUAUAUAUAUAUAUAUAUAAUUGUUUUAUAUAUAUAUAUAUAUAUAUAAUGCUUCAUUACAAUAAUCAUAGCAUAUUACAAAACAUUUUAUAAUGACUUCUACAAUCAGGUAUCAUAUUACUUCAUAAAGCUGGUCGCUUAUUGGCAUAUUUUCCAAGCCCAUAUCUAAUAUGCAUUAUAAACUUACUUCUGAUGUAUUAUAGUGUUAGGAUCAGCCUAACCCUAUAAUCACAUUAUUAUUAGAGCCAGACUGAUAUGGGAUUUUUGAAACAGAUGGCAAUACUGAUUUGAGAGGGGGAAGACUCAUCAAUAACCGAUGGUGGCUCAUAUAAUCUUUUUUUAUUUUUUUUAUUUUAGCUGGAUUGAAUAUAGACCUUUUUUAUGUGGAUUGUGCACAAAUUUUCCCCCACUCUGCAAAGGUACCCAGUGAAAUACUUUCUCUUAACAUAAAACUUUUAUUAAAUAAUAUUUUUUUUUACAUUAUACAAACAAUGUUUUACAUUGUCUUGAGAAAAUUAAGAAUAAAUAGGAAUAAAAUAAAUAGCAAAAUAAACAUGAUUACUGUUAAGUUUCAGUCAGUUGCUUGGUACAUAUCGGACUACAUACAUAUGUUUACAAUAUCGAUAUGCCUUUGAUAGGCCAAUAUUGACAGAUAAUAUCUGUAAAUCAAUAUAUUUGUCAGGUUCUAAUUAUAAUGCAUUAUGUGAAAUGCAUAAUAUAAAAUAUACCAUGAUCUUGGCAAUAAAUGUCGGUGAGUGCCCAGCAAUUAUGAACUAUAAUGACCUUGUAAGUCAUUAUGAAAAGCUUCACAAUGUGUUGCAAUUAUUGCUAUGAAGCAUUAUGAAUAUUUGAGUGCUUAUUAUUUAUAAUUAUAUGUGCUAUAAACAGAUUAUAAUCCAUGAUAAGUAUGUUUAUAAUGCAUUUCAAGCAUUGGCUUCAUAGAAAGUGUUUGUGUAUUGUGUCUGGGCUGUUUUCUGUAUAAAAAUGCUCUAUAAUAAGGUUCUAUUUGUUAUUGUAAAGAGUAACGUGGCGAUUCUUUUGUUUGAACCUACACACUGCAGAAUAAAAAGCUAUAUGUUUAA